Molecule: messenger RNA, 6598 nt
Organism: Meleagris gallopavo (turkey)
Lineage: Eukaryota; Metazoa; Chordata; Aves; Galliformes; Phasianidae
Source: RefSeq, a predicted model, not a curated record
GUUAAUCAUCAGAGAGGAACCCACAGAAGUUCAGGACACCUGCACACCCCCCCGCAGCUGCAAGCAGCAGCCAUCAGCACAGACCGAGCUGCUGUGCCCACUGCCCCUGUGUCCCAGGGGGAUGUGCCCCGGGGAGAAGCAGCCCAGGAGAAGCCCCGGCAGGCGGGUCCUGGCGAUCGGGGGCUGCUCCUGCCAGUCAUCGUGGAGGGAGAACUGCUGGAGACCUCGAGCGACUCUGCCAGACCUGCCCAGAUCAAGUUCAGCAAGAAGAUGUGCCUGGAGCACGACGAGAAGCUCAUCUCCUAUCUCUCCAUGCUGCGAGACAUCGAGAUGAGAAUUAAAAGGGUGCAGCCGGCGGAGCAGAACCUGGGUGAGCUGCAGACACUGCUGCAGCAGGCAGAGGCCCUGGGCGCCGAGCUGCGGGAGCUCAGCUUUCCAGUGAAUCAGGAGCUGGACGCUGUGAAGCGGAUCGUGGCCAACCCGCCUGAAGAAGUCCCCGAGCAACUACUGAGAGCUUUGGAGAAGGAUGCCAAGAACCUCCAGAAGUCUCUGAGCUCCGCAAGCGAUAUCCUGGAGUCCCGGCUGCAAAACCUUCGUGGUGCAGCAGAAACCCAAAAGGCUGAGAUCACAGCACACCAUGAGAGCCUCCAGGGGAAGCUGCAGGAGCUGCUGUGCUGGGUGUCCGGCACGGCGCAGGCGCUGGACGGCACUGAUUACCAACACACACUGGAUGUCAGCAGUCUGAGUCGCUGCCUCCAACGCUAUAAGGAGCUGAGUGAGCCCCUUGCUGACACCAAGUCUCAGCUCGACGCCACCGCCUUCGACGUUCAGUUCCUUAUCUCGGAGCACGCCCAGGACCUGAGCCCCCAGCAGAGCAGGCAGCUGCUGCGGCUGCUCAACGAGCUGCAGAAGGCUUUCCGGGAGCUGGCGGGGCGCGUGACGGCGCAGGUGGAGGUGCUGCAGGUCUGUCUGCGGCAGGCGGAGCAGACGGAUCAGGUGAAGACGCUGCAGGAGCAGCAGGCAGCCCGUGCACAGAACCUGGCCGAGCUCAGCUCCUGGCUGGCAGCGGCUGAGGACACGCUGGAGGAGCAGCAGCGAGCAGCCAGCCAAGGAGACCUGCCUGCCUUGCAGCAGAGGCAAAGCGACGUGAAGGAGCUGCAGAGGAGCAUGCACAGCCGAGCCGCCUCCUUUGCCAGCGUCCUGAAAAGCACAGAGGAGUUCUUGGAGGAGAACAAGGCGAAGAUGGAGCCUGGAGAGCUGGCAGUACUGCAGGAGAAGCUUCAGCGUGCCAAGGAGCAGUACCAGUCCCUGCAGGAGAGGACAGAGAUGGCCCAGAAGGAGCUGGAAAGUGCUGUGACUGCUGCAGUGCAGCAGGAGACCGAAAAGGUGAAAGCUGCCAAAGAGCUGCAGGAGAACAGCAAUAAGAUUGAUGCGCUCCUGAGCUGGGUGGCAUCGCUGGAGCAGAAGGGAGAGCUCCCACAGUACAGACCACAUCCUGCUGAGCGAGCUGGGAAGGGUGCAGAGGACAUCCCUGAUGGGCACGUGGUGGGAGCAGCCAGCACUGCUGAGAGCCUGGAUGAGCAGUACGAGGGGCUGAAGGCCCAGCACCGGGAGCUGCUGUCCCAGCAGCAGGACGUCAUCCUGGCGACGCAGGCGGCGCAGGCAUUCCUGGAGAAGCACGGCCACAGCCUGCCCAGGGAGGAGGGGGCCCGGCUGCAGGGCGGGCUGGCGGAGCUGAAGGAGCGCUAUGCGGCGUCCCUGGCGCGUUCCGAGGUGCAGCUGAAACGAGUGCAAGUGCUGCGGGAUGAGCUGCAGAAGUUCUUGCGGGACCACGGGGAGUUCGAGGCGUGGCUGAAGCAAGCAGAGCAGGACCUGGAGGGGAUGUGCAAAGGGGACGGCGACCCCGCGUCCCUCCGGCAGCUGCUGCUCCGGCAGGGCAGCUUCUCUGAAGACGUCAUCUCUCACAAAGGCGACCUGCGCUUCGUCACCAUGUCGGGUCAGAAGGUGCUGGAUGCCGAGGGAGCUGCUGGGGAUGCGGGGUCAUCUGGCAGCGUGGUGAAGAGCAAGCUGGAGGAUGCCAGCCAGCGGUACGCCACGCUGCACUCCAAGUGCACCAAGCUCGGCUCCCACCUGAGCACCCUGCUGGACCACUACCAGCAGUUCCAGGAGGUGGCAGAGUCUCUCCAGAUGUGGCUGGAAGACAGCGAAGCUGCGGUUGGGAAGCUGCUAUCAGAGAGCAUUUCUUCAGAUCCCACAGCUCUCCAGGAGCAGCUGGCCAGCGCUGGGCAGCUGCAGGGAAACCUCGCCGAGCAUCAGGUGCCAGUGGAGAAGCUCCAGAAAGCAGCUCGGUCUCUGCUGGAGGUGCAGGGAGAGCCGGCCCCUGACCAUGGGCACAUUCAGGAAACAACAGACGCCAUCGUGAGCCGCUUCCAGAUCCUCUCCCAGCAAAUGGCCGAGCGCUCAGACCUGCUGCAGAAAUCCAUCGCGCAGUCCCAGAGUGUCCAGGAGAGCCUGGAGAGCCUCCUGCACUCAGUAGCUGAUAUUGAGAGGAGUCUGAGCACAGAGCAGCCAGGCACGCUCUCCUCCGCCACCAUCCAGGACUCCUUGGCCACCAGCGCGAAGCUGAAGCAGGACAUCGCCCGGCAGAGGAGCUGCCUGGAAGCCACCCGUGAGAUGGUGACGCGCUUUGCAGAGACAGCGGAUGGCAGCACGGCUGCUGCCCUGCAGGGCAAGCUGGCAGAGGUGGCAGAGCGCUUUGGAAGGCUAUGCCAGCAGCAGCAGGAGAAAGAGGAGGUGCUGAAGGGUCUCCUGCCCAAGGUGGAGCAGUACGAGCAGCUCUCAGAGAAGCUGCAGCAGUUCAUGGAGAGCAGAGCGCGGAUGCUGGCAUCCGGGAACCAGCCAGAGCAAGACAUCGCUCACUUCUCCCAGCACCUUCAGGAGCUGAACAUGGAGAUGGGGCAGCACCAGGAGGACCUGGCUGCCCUGGAGCAGCUGGCUGUGGAGCUGGGUGCCAGCGGCUUUGUGCCCGGCGCUGCUGCACAACAGGAAAAGCUGCAGAAUCUGAAGGAGGAGUUCCUGCAGCUGCAGAAGGUGGCAAAGGAGAGAGAAAGGGACGCCUCAUCCUGCCAGGAGCAGCUGGACGAGUUUCGGAGGUUGGUGGCAGCCCUGCGGAAGUGGCUGAAGGACAGCGAGGGCAAAGUGCCACCUGUGGACACCUCGCUGGGCACCCAGGAGCUACAGCGGCGCAGGCAGCAGGUCCAGGAGCUGCUGGAGGAAUGGUCAGGGAAGGGCCCGCAGGUGGAGGAGCUCAGCCACAGGGGGACCCUCCUGGAGAACCUGAUUGUGGAGAUCACGGCCCCGGACAGUCAGACCAAGGCGGGUUCUGUGCUGCCUGCAGUGGGAGGGCCUCUGGGCAGCGUCAAUGGAUUCCACACUUGCAAAGAUCUGACCGAGAUCCAAUGCGACGUGUCGGACGUCAGCCGGCAGUACGAGGGUCUCGGCGCGGCGCUGCGGGAGCGCCUGCAGCAGCUCUCGGCCUUGCUGGAGAGGAUGCGGGCAGUGCAGGAGGAGGCGGGCGCUGUGCUGCAGUGGUUGGAGUCCAAGGAGCGGACGCUGUCGGAGCUGGAAGCCUCCUCCUCACCCACCAAGACGGAGACCGUGCGGGCUCAGGCCGAGCACAACAAGGCAUUUCUGGCUGAAUUGGAACAGAAUUCUGGAAAGAUCCAGAAGGUAAAGGAAGCGCUUUCUGGUUUGCUGGAGAAAUAUCCAGAUUCUCCAGAAGCAGCAAACUGGAAGAAGAUGCAGGAAGACCUGAACUGCAGGUGGGAACGAGCCAGCCAGGCGACGGCCGAGCGGCAGCAGAAGCUGGAGGAGUCAGCCAACCAGCUGGCCAGCUUCCAGGCGGCCGAGGCGCAGCUGCGGCCAUGGCUGAUGGAGAAGGAGCUGAUGAUGAGCGUGCUGGGACCCCUCUCCAUCGAUCCCAACAUGCUGAACGCACAGAAGCAGCAGGUCCAGUUUAUGCUGAAGGAAUUUGAGUCUCGCAGACAACAGCACGAGCAGCUCAACCAGGCAGCUCAGAGCAUCCUCACUGGCCCCGGGGAUGUUUCCCCAUCCACCAACCACGUGCGGGAGGAGCUCCAAGGGGUCAACCAGAAAUGGUCCGAGCUGACAGAACGCCUCAACUCCCGCUCCAGCCAAAUUGACCAAGCCAUAGUGAAGAGCACCCAGUACCAGGAGCUCCUCCAGGGCCUCUCCGAGAAGGUGAAGGCGGUUGGGCAGCGCCUGAGCAACCAAUCUGCCGUCAGCACGCAGCCCGACGCCGUGAAGCAGCAGCUGGAGGAGACCAGCGAGAUCCGCUCGGACCUGGAGCAGCUGGAGGAGGAGAUUGCAGAGGCUCAGACGCUGUGUGACGACCUGUCUGUUCUGAUUGGGGAGCAGUACCUCAAAGAUGAGCUGCGGAAACGGCUUGAAACGGUGGCUCUUCCUCUCAAAGGACUGGAAGACCUGGCAGCCGACCGGAUGAACCGACUGCAGACCGCGCUUGCGAGUUCCCAGCAGUUCCAGCAUAUGUUUGAUGAACUCAGGACCUGGCUCGAUGACAAACUGUGCCAGCAAGCUCGGAGCCAACCUAUUUCUGCUAGACUGGAGAGGCUCCAGAGCCAAAUUCAGGAGCAAGAGGAGUUCCAGAAGAGUCUCAACCAACACAGUGGCUCCUAUGAGAUGAUCGUGGCUGAGGGGGAAUCGUUGCUGCUUUCUGUCCAACCCGGGGAGGAGAAGACCGCUCUGCAAAACCAACUGGUCAGCCUCAAAACGCACUGGGAAGAGCUGAGCAAGCAGGCUGCCGACAGGCACUCCAAGCUGAAGGACUGCCUGCAGAAAGCCCACAAGUACCAGAGGCACGCGGAGGACCUCCUGCCGUGGGUGGAGGACUGCAAGGCCAGGGUGUCGGAGCUGGAGGUGACGCUGGACCCGGUGCAGCUGGAGGCCGCGCUGCUGCGCUCCAGGGCUCUGCUGAGCGAUGUGGAGAAGCGGCGCUCGGUGCUGGAGAUGCUGAACGGCGCUGCCGACGUCCUGAUCGACGCCUCGCAGAGCGACGAGGACGACAUCCGCGACGAGAAGGCUGCGAUCAACCAGCAGAUGGACGCCAUCACGGAGGAGCUGCAAGCCAAGACAGGCUCCAUCGACGAGAUGUCGCAGAGGCUCAAGGAGUUUCAGGAGAGCUUCAAGAACAUUGAGAAGAAGCUGGAAGGGGCCAAGCACCAGCUGGAGAUCUUCGAGGCUCUGGGGCCCCAAGCCUGCAGCAACAAGAACCUGGAGAAGCUGAGGGCGCAGCAGGAGGUGCUGCAGGCGCUGGAGCCGCAGGUGGAUUACCUGAAGCACUUCACACGAGGGCUGGUGGAAGACGCUCCCGAUGGGUCCGACUGCUCCCAGCUCCUGGGCCAAGCGGAGGUGGCUCAGGAAGAGUUCAAAGCAAUGAGGCAGAAAGUGAACGACUGCUGCGUGCUGAUGGAAAACAAGCUGGAAGGGAUCGGGCAGUUCACGGGGCGGGUGAGGGAGAUGUUCUCGCAGCUGGCAGACCUCGACGACGAGCUGGACGGAAUGGGGCCCACGGGGAGGGACGCCGACAGCCUUCAGUCCCAGGCGGAGGACGUUCGCACGUUCCUGGGCAAACUGCAGGGGCUGAAGGCUGACAUUGAGGCCUCUGAAAGUGAAUGCAAGAAGAUGCUUGAGGAUGAGGGGAGCCCCGAUUUAUUAGGACUGAAACGCGAACUGGAGACGCUGAGCAAGCAGUGCAGCAAGCUGACCGAGAGGGGCAGGAGCCGACAGGAGCAGGUGGAGACGACGCUGGCACGCGUUGAGGACUUCUACAGCAGAUUGAAGGAGCUGACCCACAUGACAGCGGCGGCGGAGGAGAGUGAGGCUCUGCAGUGGGUGGUGGGCACGGAGGUCGAGACCAUCAACCAGCAGCUGGCCGACUUCAAGGUAGGUCUUUGUGCUGAUUUCUUACCUGGUUCUCUGUGAUUGAAGGACAUCCUUCUGUGCUGUCCAGUGCUGUGGUCUUUUGGAUAGGACCGAUGUCUGCUGGGGAGGACCGAGCUGUUGUGGCUUCGUUGGCUUUUUUGCUAUGUUGGCGUUUUGGACGCAGUAAAAUGCUGUUGCUUUGGAGGAUACAAAAUCAACCUCUGGCCGUGACAGCCUGCACUGAAAAGAUGCAGUAAGAUUUUGGGACUGGAGGAAAAAGGUCUUUUCCCACCUCUCCUUGUGGUGUGUAAUGGUGAGCCAGUGCCUCCUGGGCCUUUGGAGGUGGUUGAUGUGUAGGUUUGGGAUGCUGGCAUAAUCUGAGCGGGUCUUUCUACCUGGUGCACCAUUCCCACAUCUUGUUCACUUCUGUGAACACACACGCAUCCAUUUCUUCUUGCCUUGGGUGCAAACAAAGCCACAGAUAAACUGUGGCGGAUGGAAGACACACGGGAGAGACACCAAGGCGAAGUUCACGUUUGUUGGGUGGUUUUCAUGUUUCCAGCUAAGAGCUGAUGGGGACCAUUGAGGCUUGCAUAGAAUACUGAGAAAAGAAUUGGAGUGUGUUUGAGCAUUAUAA